AUGUCUUCGAGUCAGCCUCAGACAAAUGGCGUGACAGCUCCGUCCGCCAACACAUCCCAAACAAUUCCCAAUACUCAGACCACAACCACAAGCCAACCCCCGGCUGCUUCUUCUCAACCCCCACAGCCUUCGACACACCAGCCGCCCUCUGCCGCACCCAAACCGCGCGACUCACGCCUCGUUGAGCUCCUGCUCACUUCACAGGGAGUCACCUCUUAUGAGCAGCGAGUGCCUCUCCUACUCCUGGACUUUGCCUACCGACAUACCUCCUCCGUCCUCAGCGACGCACUGCACCUCUCCGGCGAUCCGUACGUUACACAGGCUGGAUCUAAGCCCUCAGCUUCCGGCGCAGGUGCCACUGCCGCUCCCUCAGGCGAUGCCAGCGUCAGCGCGAAUGCCGUCAAGGUUGCCAUCGCCGCCCGCCUAGGCUAUCAAUUCCGCGGGGGAAGCAGUGGAGGCGGCAUCAGCAAAGAGUACAUGCAGGAGCUAGCGCGAGACCGAAACAAGAUUGCGUUGCCAAAGAUUGUGCCAAACGAAUGGGGUGUUCGGCUGCCGAGCGAAAGAUUUGUUCUUAGUGGGACAAGUUGGGGACUCAAGGACAUGUGGGAUGAAGAUGAUGUGGACGAGGAUGGCGAGAGUUCAGCUUCUCAGCAAGGUGAUGCCAUGGAGGGCAUUGAAGGACCGGAUCCUGAAGAUAUCGGUGGCGACGGUGUUGAGGGAGGGACGGUGGACGAUGUCUUUGGCGACGAUGUGGAUGCAGAGAUGGCUGAGGAGAGCUAG
This is a messenger RNA of Trichoderma aggressivum f. europaeum, 780 nucleotides long. RefSeq lists its product as uncharacterized. The transcript has a single exon. Lineage: Eukaryota; Fungi; Ascomycota; Sordariomycetes; Hypocreales; Hypocreaceae. The record is from RefSeq and is a predicted model, not a curated record. Gene Ontology annotation, molecular function: RNA polymerase II general transcription initiation factor activity; protein heterodimerization activity; transcription coactivator activity. Bases 1 to 780 code for a protein of 259 amino acids. Gene Ontology annotation, cellular component: transcription factor TFIID complex; SAGA complex. Gene Ontology annotation, biological process: DNA-templated transcription initiation; RNA polymerase II preinitiation complex assembly.